AUGCCUCGGCCUCCUCGCCUGCCACGCUCGUCGCGGCCACGCCACAACAACCAGAACCGACCUUCGGCAAUCACAGAGUAUCACCCAUGUGGAAUCCUUCGUCAUGGAAGCUACGAAGUUAUUGGAGGCCAGAAGAUAGGCUUCCCCGACAGAAUCGAGACUGAUUUUGUCGCCAACCCUGGUGGCAGUGGCCGAGCAUAUGUCGGGAUCCGUUUCCGCUUCCCGCGGCACUUGGAGAACCAGUCCUUUUCUAGGACCAAAGACGUAUUUUCGAUAGUUCUAAGAUUCCCGGCUGGAACAUUCUGUAUGUCCAUCGAGAAUCUUUCUCGAGGUACCUUCGAUUUGAUUUCGCCGCGCGAAGAGACCAACGACCUAGCUAUCAUCAACCUCAGCCUCGGUGAUGGCCAGACUGCCUCAGUCGAUGGUCUUGGACCGGCACUCCGUGAAGAGACGGAUCUCAUUGACAGCUACAUUAACGUGAACCAGGAAGCUCGGGGCUGGAAGACCUUGCGCGACAUCUUCAGCCAACGUCAGUUUCGAAUUCUGGCGAGGCGUGGGGUUCAGUCGUCGACCGCACUGGAGAAGUUCGCGUUCUUUCCCAGCUCUCAAAACCACCCUUACAGCCAUGUUCAUCAUUGGGAUUUAAGCCGCUAUAACCAUCAGAUUCCGGCCAACUCCAGUAAGACGCAGUAUCCAGAAAAGUUCGAAUUCGACAACACCGAAGAUGCCCUCACAACCAUGACCCAGUCUGUGGUCCAAGAUGCGUACUGGUUUUACGUCGACGUUCGAGAGAUCCGAGGCAUUCGGCAGCGCGCCUUCUUCUUGAAACAAGGUUCUCGCUCAACUGAGGAUACCGACUCCUUCUUCGUCUUGAUGACAUUGACACCUGAUAUUACGACUCGUUUCAGCAAAUCCGUCAAGCGCAUCACCAAACUCGGCCGCACGGUACGAAUCUCGUUCAGAAAGCCCCCAGCCCCAGGCACAAGGAGAAGAGACGGUAUGGUGGACAGAGACGAUCUCUUCUGGGAGGGUAUAAUCAGACCGACCUAUGCUGUCCAGAUCAAACACAAGCACAGUCUGGUACUUCACGCAAAGCGCCCGUCCAACCCGGAAUCAGCUGCAUUUGCUAUCCGCGACUACAAGAUCAAGACUUGGUCACCAGAGUCUGAGUCAGACGACUAG
Molecule: messenger RNA, 1182 nt
Organism: Colletotrichum siamense
Lineage: Eukaryota; Fungi; Ascomycota; Sordariomycetes; Glomerellales; Glomerellaceae
Exons: 3
Coding region: 1-1182 (393 amino acids)
Source: RefSeq, a predicted model, not a curated record